Molecule: messenger RNA, 3864 nt
Organism: Apis florea (little honeybee)
Lineage: Eukaryota; Metazoa; Arthropoda; Insecta; Hymenoptera; Apidae
Biological process (GO): regulation of transcription by RNA polymerase II
Molecular function (GO): DNA-binding transcription factor activity, RNA polymerase II-specific; RNA polymerase II cis-regulatory region sequence-specific DNA binding
Source: RefSeq, a predicted model, not a curated record
GUACCGCCCCACGGCAGAAGUAGUCCUCUCAUAGCGGUAUUCGUAGCCUUGUUUUCGCGAGGGACGGCCGACGAACACGUUGCGAUCUACGUGCACGUGUUGAAAUCACGUUGAAAUUAUAUCGUGCAUCGUGGUAUAAAACCAGCAUAAUAUUGUUUCCUGAACGAAGACUUCAUUUAAUCAAAGAACAUUGGUAGAGAGAUUUUUGUUUUAAACGUCAUAGAAAGAAGAGAGAAUAUUGGCUUGUCCUAUAUCUUUACUUUUGGCGGCAAUUUUGAACAUAGUUAAUUUUCUAGUGUUACAAAACUAAUGAUAAAGAAUAGAUUUAUGAUUGACUUAUAUUUCAUGUAAUCAUAUUUUUUAAGAAAGAAUACAAUAAUAAUAUACAAAGUGUAUCGACCAAAAAAGGAGAACAUAGAUCGUUGACUACGAUCACUGAGUAGUGCGCGCGCGCGCGCACAUAUCCCGUAACGCUUAGGUAUUUAUUGUUAUUCGCUACGUUCUAUAAUGGCCGUCUCAGAAACAUCUCUUGAGCCGAACAGAUGAAACAGAAAGCGUACAAGCAUAGAAGAGUUAUUAUUCUGGUUUUCGAAGAAAAAACAAGUGGCGGGAGAGAGUGCAGAGUGGACGUUUCUGUGGAGAAGCCACGUGCCAUUCGUGAGUUAGGUGGAGUCCCAUGUGCAAAGUGGGUGGAGGCUGCAUCGUGAGGCUGCCUUCCCCGUUAUCACAGGUACAUGAACGUGUUAGUGAGCGAACAGUCGACAAGCGACCGAGUGGGCGGGUGUGACGACAUACAGUGCAUUUCUGUGUGGUAGUAUACGCGUCCUUGCCAUAGUGUGCGAUAUUUCGAACGCAGCGGGUGGGGCGGCAGGAACAGGGGCGUAGAGAGGCGGUCCUCGAUUGGGUUCUCGAGGAAUACUCUCUGGCCUUCUUUGUCUUUAAAGAGUGUUGUCUUCGCACGUGUCAAUAUCGUUUAAAUUAUUAAUGUUUCUUAUUUAGAUGCUUCAGGACAGUUCAUAUGUAUUGUUUUCUGUCGAUUUUUCUUAAAUCGCAAAUGAAUUUUAAGUUGUGUAUAGUUUGAUAAAAAUAAAAAGAAAGAAGAAAGAAAGCCAAAUGCAGUGUUCGAGCAGGAUUAAACGCUCUUCAAGUGAGCGUUUCCAUAUACUGCAAAAUAAAUAGUCAACCUAGUUCAGUAUAGUAAAGAAUGGAUUCCUAGCAUAAGAAUAUUUAACAUAAAUCUAGCAUUAUUAGUAUUAAGAAUAGAUUACAAAUAUAUUCAUUAUGAAGCGAAGUUUGGAUGGACGAAAUAUCUCUCAGGAGGAGAUUGAUGAUCAUGAUCCUUUACAAACACAACAACAACAGCAACAACAGCAACAACAAGAUGAAACUGAACAGCAACAACAAUUAGAACAACAAACUGGACAACCUCAAAUUCGUUUUUUAAGUGCAAAUGUUUUGCAGCAUUUACAGCAACAGCAAGAUGUUCAGCAACAAACACAACAACAACAACAACCACAAGUUAUUACUUUGCAGCAAUUGCAAAAUUUUGUGCCUUUACAAACUCAGCAAUCACAGCAUGAUCAACAAAGGGCAACCAUUUCUGUGCAAUCUUUACCUCAACAAUUUUUACAGGGUGCUCAGUUGAUUAGUACUCAAACUCAAGCUGCGCUUCAGCAACAACAACAACAAACACAGCAACAGCAAACACAGCAGCAACCACAACAGCAGCAACCACAACAACAACUCAGUUAUAGUGUUAUACCACAGAUGCAAACUGUUAACAUUGAUGGUCAAGAGGCACUUUUCAUUCCAUCUUCUGCCAUGUCUGCUGCAGGAGGACAUCAUCAAAGUCAACCUACAAUGCAAUUUGCCACUGCUAAUGGACAACAAGUCCAACUUGCUAGCCAGCAAGUACAGUUGGCUAAUGGUCAAACUAUUAUUACACCACAACCAGUUAGUUUAAUAAGAGCACCAAAUGUCUUUCCCACUUCUAUUAUACAGAAUAUUACUGGACAGACUGUUCAAUUACCAACAGGACAAAGUGUACAAGUUAGACCACUUCAAUUUCCUAUGCAACAUGUUCAACAAACUGUACCUGUGCAAGUACCAGUUACAGCUAGUAAUGGACAAACAGUUUAUCAAACUGUACAUUUUCCUGUUCAAGCAUUGUCCAGUGUUUUCAAUGUACCUGCCACACAAAUGAUACCACAAAUCACACAACAAAUUCCACAAGUGGCUCAAAUAAUUACACCAAAUGGACAAAUUCAGCAAGUUCAAAUUGCUAAUUUACCACAACUUCAAAGUUUACAGAGUCAACAAGUAACGCAAGUAGCACAACAACAAGCACAACCACAAGUAGUGCAACAACAAACUCAACCACAAGUAGUACAGUCUGUACAGCAACAACAACAACAACAACAAGCAGCACAAGCUCAAGUACAACAACAACAGCAGCAGCAGGUACAACAAGUUGUACAACAAGUGAUACAACAACAGCAGCAACAACAAGUUCAACAAGCACAACAAUCAUCUGCCGCACCUUCAUCAACUGUAGCGACUUGGAGCACAACAGUAACAACUCCAAGUAAUGUCCAGGUACUUGGAAUCGGUGCACUUGGAAGACCAAUGCAAGGAAACAGUAAUGUAAUUACUACGAAAGAUGGACAGAAAAUUGAUGUGCAAACGUUAUCGGCUUUAACAAGACCACCGGAUUCAGUCGAAGGUGAUAUAAAAGUAACUAGUAUCGAUGCCAGACAAUUAGCUAGUGGUCAAGUUAUACAUAUUCCUGCUCAAUCAACACAGCCUGCUGUCCAGCCUAUAACAAUUGCAGGUACACAAGCGCAACAGCUAACUUUAAUUCCUGCAUCCGCGUUAGCAAAUUUAACUGCCCAGCAAGGUAACAUGAUAAGGGGCGUUGGUAGUGGAAGUAUAAUGCAACUUCAACCUGCCGGCGGAAUGAAUGCGACAAAUGGUUUUCUUCAGUCGAUACCUGUGCAAAAUAUUCCAGGUUUGGGUAAUGUACAAGUUAUACCUGCAAGUGCUCUUCAGCCUGCUACUGUGCAAACACUACCUGCAACAGCAGCUACACCUAUUGUCGCUGCUCCAACUGUGCAAUUAGAUUCAAAUGAUCCAACAAAAUGGCAAAUUUUGCAAACUCUUCAGUCGAACAAUACAUUGGCAACACCUACUCCUACAUCACAUCAACAUCAAGUAACAACUGCAACAUCUGCGAAUAUUGAAACGGAUUCUAAUAAGCAACAUCGUAGGAGAGUUGCUUGCACAUGUCCUAAUUGUGGUGAUGGUGAUAGGAAUAGAGAUAUGACUAGAAAAAGACAACAUGUUUGCCACAUAGCAGGCUGUAACAAAGUAUACGGAAAAACAAGUCAUCUUCGGGCUCAUUUAAGGUGGCAUACUGGAGAACGACCAUUUGUCUGUAGUUGGAUAUUUUGUGGUAAGAAAUUUACUAGAUCAGAUGAGCUUCAGAGGCAUCGUAGGACUCAUACUGGCGAAAAAAGAUUUCAAUGCCCAGAGUGUACUAAAAAGUUUAUGCGAUCAGAUCAUUUGACGAAACAUAUAAAAACACAUACGAAGAUUCGAAGUACGGAAGCCGCUACUUCGACGCAGGAAGGUUCUUCCGACAGUCAAUCUUCCACGGAAGAAAAAAUUAUUAUUGCUCUCAAAGAGACGGAACAAUCUGAUAUCGUUAUUUCCGAGCAAAUAGAUGAAAUAAAACCUCAACUGGCGAAUCAUGUAACAAAUGAUUAAAAAAAAAAAGAAUUAUGUUUUUCUCCGCCUUUAAAGGGUUUAGGAAUAAAAGAACUUGUUAAAACAUUGAUUGUUAUGUUAACAAUGUCGAAAAAAAAU